This is a messenger RNA of Thalassophryne amazonica, 654 nucleotides long. RefSeq names its product transcription factor Sox-2-like. The record is from RefSeq and is a predicted model, not a curated record. The coding region runs from base 1 to 654 and encodes 217 amino acids. The transcript has 6 exons. Gene Ontology annotation, molecular function: DNA-binding transcription factor activity, RNA polymerase II-specific; RNA polymerase II cis-regulatory region sequence-specific DNA binding. Lineage: Eukaryota; Metazoa; Chordata; Actinopteri; Batrachoidiformes; Batrachoididae. Gene Ontology annotation, cellular component: beta-catenin-TCF complex. Gene Ontology annotation, biological process: canonical Wnt signaling pathway; regulation of transcription by RNA polymerase II.
AUGAGGAAUCAGGAGGAAGAACAGAUGGCAGAAUGUGACGUGACAGACAGCAUCAUCACCGACGUUCUGGAAUACCUGGAUCAAGAGUUGGACACAGUCGGGGACGUGGAAGCUUCAGAAGAUGAGCGUGAGCUGAUGGAGCCUUGGGAGGCAUCAAGGUCUGAGCAGAGACCUCAGACCAUCAGCUGGAACCCGACACAGGACAGACAGACCAAAGUCAAUCCUGACAUGAAGAAGCCACCAAAUGCUUUCAUACUGUUUAAUAUGGAGCAAAGACCUUUAAUCUGCAAAGAGCUAAAAGUGAAAGACAGCGCCACCAUCAGCAGGAUGCUCAGUGAGAAGUGGAAAGCUCUGAGCAAGAAGGAAAAGUCCAAGUACACUGAAAAGGCUGCUGAACUGAGAAAACGCCACUUAGAGAAGUUCCCCAACUGGUCCGCCAAAGACAACUACGGUAAAAAGAUGAAGAGGGUCAUGGCCACGCCCACCAACUGGAUGGAAGGUAAGAUGAUGUUACUGUCAACAAGAAAGUAUUUUUAUCUGAAAUGUAAUAUCAUUAGUUUGUUCCCAAUUCUGUGUGUGGUUCCACACUCCAACACAAUAUUUGAGUGUGUUGGAAGUCAGAAUACUCGCCUCCGUCCAAGAAGUCUCGUCUGA